Molecule: messenger RNA, 589 nt
Organism: Funneliformis geosporum
Lineage: Eukaryota; Fungi; Glomeromycota; Glomeromycetes; Glomerales; Glomeraceae
Source: the annotation of a GenBank genome assembly
AUGUCUAAAGAAUUCAUUUCUGAGGAACUUGAGGAACUUGAGGAACUCGAGACACUACUCCCUUCACAUUACGAACUAGAUAGGGAUAAACUUGAAGUGACGCAUGUUGACGGUGUACCUAUUACUAUUGAAGAUUUCGAAGAACUCGCGACAACACUCCCUUUCCCUCUUAAGCUGGAACUAACUGAUGAUAAAAUUGUAAUGAUACCUGUUCACAAUCUAACUGAGAGGCUGAUCUUAUUACUGAAGUUACCAUAUGGUGCUGAAAUAACCCUGGACUCGUUGGACGGUACGGAAGUAGCCAAAUGGAAUGCAUUAUCGCCCAAUGAUCAAAAUAAGGCGUUUCCUACAGUUUCUCCGAAUUUUGUUGCAGAGAUACGUUCAAGUAGUGAUUCUGAGGAUUAUUGUCACCAAAAAAUGUUAGACUACAUAAAUGCAGAUGUUGAAGAGGGUAUUUUAAUUGACCCUAUCAAUCGAACUCUAACAAUUUAUCGAGUUGAUAGAAACGGUGAUAUCGUCUGGAACACGCGAAGAAAUACUCGUACCUUUACUUUUCAAAUUCUUAAUGGAUUCGUCUUAAACUUGCAGG